CAACAAACCACUCACUUGAAUGUCAGGAAGUGUUCAGUUUGGGCGUUUUUAACUGAUUUUAAACAGAUAAACUGCAUCCGAAAUGCAUAAUGUGACCUAAUAUGUUGUAGUUAUUUACCUAAUUAGGAGGACCAAAGUGAGGUUUAACCUGUGGGACUCAAAUUUUCUAACAAGACCUGAUCAAGACAGAGAGUCAUGGCACAGAACUGUCUUCCUGGCAUGGAAACAUCAGCCGUGUCUGUUCUUAAGAGAGCUGUAGAGCUUGAUCAGAGUUCUCGCUUUCAGGAAUCUCUUGUGUGCUACCAGGAGGGCAUUCAGCUCCUUCUAGACGUGCUGAAAGUGAUAAAGGAUGAAUCUAAAAAAGUCCACUACAGAGAAAAGAUCAAGGGUUACAUGGAUCGAGCUGAGCAGAUGAAAGUUCACCUAAACAAAGUGAAAGAAGAAGGGAAAUACCAUGAGCAAAUUAAAAUCACUGACAGUGCAACAGGUUUCAGCUAUGAGACCCUGUUCAAGCCAUACAUUAGAGAAGGACUCACUGAAGUCUGGGUUGAGGACCCUUAUAUCCGCCAUGUGCACCAGCUGUAUAACUUCCUGCGUUUUUGUGAAAUGCUGCUAAAGGCCGAAUGUAAUGUUAAGAAGAUUAAUCUCCUGACUUCUCAAGAUGAAGUUAGUUCCUCCCAGCAAGAGAGUGCCCUAGCAGAAAUCCGCCAGUCUUUGCAGAGUCAGGGCAUUUGUCUGGACGUUAAAUAUUCCUCCACUAUUCAUGACCGGGAGGUCAGAUUCGAUAAUGGUUGGAUUAUCAAGAUCGGCAGGGGGCUUGAUUAUUUCAAGAAGCCUAAGGGUCGUUUUUCCAUUGGCUACUGCGAUUACGACUUGAGAGAAUGUCAUGAGACUACAGUGGAUGUCUUCCACACAAAGCACACCAAGAAGACAUGACCAAAAAAGCAUUUGUAUUCGGUGUAUUUGAGUUAUCCUACUAUGCGCGACUUAGAUGGGUGGGUUUAUUCCUGUUUUGUAUUUUUAACUCUGUUAAGGGUUUACCGUUUAUAAAUUAAGUGCCUAAUAUAUUAAUGUGCAUGUUGCUGGCGAACACACUGUAAUGCAUGGGUUUUAAACUAUGACCAUGCUGUGCAAAAACAUGAAAAUAUGAGAGCAUGAUGGACGUGGACCUGCUGUGGUCUGGUGUUUUGUUGUUUUUUUUAAAAGAAAA
Ictalurus punctatus (channel catfish) is the source of this 1210-nucleotide messenger RNA. RefSeq names its product MIT, microtubule interacting and transport, domain containing 1 (gene mitd1). The record is from RefSeq and is marked provisional. Gene Ontology annotation, biological process: midbody abscission. NCBI's taxonomy places the organism in Eukaryota, Metazoa, Chordata, Actinopteri, Siluriformes, Ictaluridae. Gene Ontology annotation, cellular component: midbody.